This is a messenger RNA of Ophidiomyces ophidiicola, 1446 nucleotides long. RefSeq lists its product as uncharacterized. NCBI's taxonomy places the organism in Eukaryota, Fungi, Ascomycota, Eurotiomycetes, Onygenales, Onygenaceae. The record is from RefSeq and is a predicted model, not a curated record. The coding region runs from base 1 to 1446 and encodes 481 amino acids. The transcript has 2 exons.
AUGCCGUCGACCAUCGACCUGCUCGAGACCGAACUGGCAAAGGCAAGGGCUGCACUACAACAAAUCCAGGCUGCACCCCAAGCUAUCGUUGCUGAGGAUGUCACCACCGGUGCCAUGGAAGCUUACAAGAUCCACUUGGUAGGAUCCGCCUCGUCGCGUACACAGAGCAGCCAUACCUUCCUGCCUCUGAUAGACGAGUCUUUUGUGCGCUAUAGCACCACGGCCGGCCCCAAGCCGUCACGGCAACGCACCACCUUGUCAGACCUCCUGCUGAACUCCCUCGUGAUUGAGCAUCUGGCGCCAUACAUGUCCGUCGCCUCGCUACUUUCCCUGGCAUCGACCAAUAAGACAAUGAGGUCUCUUAUCAUGGACACACCAUAUGUGUUCCGCCAUUUGGACCUGGUACCGUGUCGCGGCGCGCAAGUUUCGCCCAGCCGCGCAGCAAACCACCGGGCUGGCGACGCCUGGACAAAUGGCGAGACAAACGACCCUAUGACCGAAGACGAAUUUUACUCGCAGGCGCUCAGGGGCAUCUUCGACGAUCUGGGACGACGAUCCGUGCUGCAAGAUGUGCGCACCCUGGUGCUGGACGGCCUCUCGGUGCCCGCGGAUCUAGUAGCGGAGAUUCUGCUGAACGAACGCUUCAACGUGACCAUCUUGUCGAUCCGCGGCUGUCUGCACCUCAACGAACGCAAGCUGAUGCAGGCGCUGCAAUUCGCGGUACGCCCGGGGCGCGCCAAGGGAAUGCCAAGGGUGAAGGGCGUCUACCACUUCAGCGCCAAGGACUCCGACGCCCAGCCCCGGCCCGACCAGCCUCCGAUCAGCCCGCGCGGCCAAUAUGACGACCUGCAGCGCCGGCACGAAUGGUACCGCGCAUCCGGCCAGGUGCUCCCAGGCCCCGUCUGCAGCGAGUGGGCGCAGACGCUCCAGCUGUGCGAGAGGAUCAUCUCGUUCGACGCUGUGCUCUGCCGCGGCCCCAGGCACCAUCCGGAGUCGUAUAUGGGCGACCACCCCAAGCAGAUAGGCUCCUACCUGCCACCUGCAAUUGCCACUGUCGCACUGGGCCCAAGAGGCUGCGAGGGCUGCGGUACGACGCCCGAAGGCCCUGCCGUCUGGGGCUACUCGCCCGACGAAUGCUUCCCACUACUGUCGCCUCCCCCGUUACACUCUUCCCGCGUCUCUGUCGCCAAGAAUCCCGCGGUGCACAAGAACGAGUCGCCGACGCUGAUCAUGCAAUGCGAAGACUGCAUCCGGAACCGCUGCUGCCGUCGAUGUCGUCGGUGGUGGUGCUCCGAUUGUUUGCAGGACCCCGAAAUGAUCAGGGAACCCGACACCGCCUACCAACCACCGGGCAUGUUUGCUGGCAUGGGCCAUGUGAAGGGACACCAAUUAAAGGUAUUUAACGGUCUUUGCAUUAUAUGUCGGAACUGCCUUGUCGACCCGUGA